Messenger RNA from Sitophilus oryzae (rice weevil), 3150 nucleotides. Its product is annotated as DNA ligase 1. Lineage: Eukaryota; Metazoa; Arthropoda; Insecta; Coleoptera; Curculionidae. The transcript has 4 exons. The record is from RefSeq and is a predicted model, not a curated record. Bases 153 to 2786 code for a protein of 877 amino acids.
CGGAGUAGAUUGUUUGCCGUACGCAUGGUACCGUUAAAUCCAGUCGGUUUCGAUAAUUUUUCGCGAAAAAGAUAAACAAAUUUGAUUAAAAGAAAUAAAAAAAUGGACUGUAAUGAAUAGAAAGUAAUAAAGAAAAAAGAAAAGACAGAAAAAUGAAAAAAUAUUCGAUUUUGUUUUUAAGUUUGUUGGCUGUGAUUGUUGUUAAUGUUGUUGUUGUUUUUGGACAGGACGAAACUAUUAGUGAAAAAAGUGAGAAGAAAGAUGUAGAACAGAGUGGUGAAAAUAGAGAAAUGAGGGAAUAUGUUGAGAGCUGGCACGGCAUCCAGACAAUCCCAGAGGGAGCCACCGAUUGGAUACCCCGUGAUCCUUACACAAACCGACCAAUCAAACGACGUAGACUGAGAAAACGAAAAAGGCGACCUCCGGUAGUAACAUUCCUAGACGAUUCCAAAGAACAAAUCCUCCAACCUGCCACAGACAACCUGGACCAAGCUGGCAACAUUAGGAUACCUUUACUGAUAGAAGAAAAAAUUCAGAGUAGAUUACCAGAGUUGAAAGACCAUCUGACACCUCCAGAAGAAGAGGUUUAUUUGGAUGAAGGCCAGCAACAGGACAGAGUUACGUUGAUGGAUGACAAAUUCGUUGAAGAAGCUGAUAGGUUUACUUUACCUAAGAAACGGAAAAGGCCUAACAUUAAUGGAGAAUGGGAUGAACAUGAUGAAGUUGAAUAUUCAAAAAGAAAAAAAGUCCAACCAGAGCGUCAAGACUCAGAAAAACUCACCGUUAUCAGUAAUCCAGAUUUAGGAAUCAGUCCUCUGAGUGCCACUAUAAAUUUUGGCCCAGAAACUAUACCUCCAUCAAAAAUAGAAGACAAAAAUGAAAAAUCCACGAUAUACUACGGUAACCCUAAACCUGUAGAUGAAGAACAAACAAAAACAACAGAAGAACCCGAUAAAAUAACCAAUUUGAAGGCAAUUUUGAAACAAAACGGUGGCCUGAGUCUCAGCGAAGUACUUCAGAAGAAAAACCUUACUUUAGCUGAACUGCUAAAAGGAGACGCAAAUGCUAUUAAAGCUCUUACUGAACCACCUAAAACAACAAUGGAAACUGAAAGUCCAGAAAUUUUAACUGAAAAAGUCGAAAUGACGACAAAAUAUAAAAGAUUACCACCAUCUUCUGUUUUAAAGAAGAACUUGAUUAACAGAAAGUACGAACAGAAUGACGAGGAAUUUUCCGAUACUGAACUGGCAGAAGCACAAAGAAAACGCCAAAAUUUACUUCAGGCUUUCAACAAAAUACCAGCAAAUACUAAACAUAGUUCUUUUAAAGAACCAAGCAGUACGGAAAAAUCAAUCUUAACUUCUCCAGACCCUAAAGAAGCAAUUUCUUCAUCAUCUGAAAUAGAAAUAAAUGAAAAUAACACAGAAAUACCUCAGGGAACCACUACAACGACACAAAAAGUAACUACGAAUUCACAAAGAGCAGUUUUAAGAGUGCAAUCGAGACUGCCUCUUACUAACGCAAAGUUGAACAAAAUUACUUAUAAAAGGAUGCCUCCAAAAUAUGUUCCAGUGAUCAAAGAAGAAGAUACAACUAAAGAAGAGGAAGAGAACUAUCCUAAACUACCUAUCGUACCUUUGAGGCCUAUAAAAAUCGACGUUAAGGAUUUGUUUGGGCCGAAGAAUACAGAAAAUCAGUCUGAAGAAAAGGAUGAACCAUACCGCAUGGAAAUAGAUCUAGAUAACUUGACCGACAAAUCAACCACAACUACCACUCCCCGCACAACUACAACAUCCACAACCCCUUCCACAACCACCACCACCACAAGCACAACAUCUACAACCAUAAAACCACAAGUCUUCACAGAAGACACGGAAAAACUCCAACCAUUCACAGCCAAAGAAGAAAUCCUGCAAAUCCUUCGAGACCCCAAGGCCAGACAAGAUUUAACCAGAGUCUUAGAAGCCCGAAACAUGACAGUUCAAGAAUUGAUUGAACAGAGAGAGAGAGGUUCAAGCCAGCGACAUCUAGCUGACAUUUUCCACAACAACACCAGAGAACCUGAACCAAUUGACGAACCCCUGGAAGGACAAAUAAGCUCUGAAGUUUUUACAAGUUUUCCCAUUUUUUCCAGACACCCCAAGAAUUUAUUUGAUGAAAAACCUGAAAGCCAGGAAAAUGUUGAGACGAUUAAAGCAACAAAUACUAGCUCUAUUUUUCCUAGCUUCAAAAUAGAAGUUCCUGAAGAAAAUACAACAAAUUCUUGGUCAAAUCUUUACCCGAAUUUGUUCAACAUCGAAACCAAAAACACCAUAGAAAACGCAGAAGAAAUUCUACCAUCUUCCAAAGAGAAAUUUGUGAAUGAAAUGCCUUUAGAUAUUCUAACCCAAGAAGACUUUAUACAGAGGGUUGAUGACAAUAACGAAAGAAUGUUCUCUUCAAAUGAACAACUCGAUUUCGUUGUUGACGAAGAUUCUCACAAAAUCUUCAAAAAUAUCCCGUCAGGAGUUAAAUCAGCCAUAAUAGCUAGCUUGCUGAUCGUAGGAUUGUCUGUGAUGGUUUUUAUAACAAUACUAGUAAUAUUUAAAUGGACUCAAAAAAAGAAGCAAGGCCCUAACUACAGGGAAAGCUUGAAACCACAGAUGUUUAAUGUAAAAAAGCGAAAUAUAAAGAAUUUUGUGGUGGAAACUAUGGGUAAAGCAAGAAUGAAUUAUUACAGGAGUCAGAUGAGAGGUAUGAGUGACAGUAUUUGGGAGAAAGAUAGUGACAGGAAGUUGUCAUUUUGAAAGAAAUUAUCAAAGAAACGGUUUAUAUACAAAUAAAAAUGUUAGAAAGUGCCUGUGACACCAAAGUGAAUUAUGAGGUUUUGAGGGAAGUUGAGAUCGCCAUAAAUCUUGAAAAAAUAAUUCUAGCAAAGGCUUAGAAAAUAUUUCAUGAUAAAUUUUUUGGAACUUUGUAUUUUAUAACAAAUCAAAUCAAAAAUUUUCAAUGUAAUUUUAAGAUGUUUUCAAAGAAGUGCUGUAAGAAUUUCAUUUAAACACAACAGUACCUGUAUUUAACAGUACUAUUUUUUAAACAAAUAUCCAAUGUAUGUUAAUAUUAUAUGUACGGGGUGGGUCAAAUUCGACGCUUUUAAAUGGAAACACCCUU